This is a messenger RNA of Trypanosoma grayi, 2091 nucleotides long. Its product is annotated as antigenic WD protein. The record is from RefSeq and is a predicted model, not a curated record. The transcript has a single exon. Gene Ontology annotation, molecular function: protein binding. The coding region runs from base 1 to 2091 and encodes 696 amino acids. Lineage: Eukaryota; Euglenozoa; Kinetoplastea; Trypanosomatida; Trypanosomatidae.
AUGAGCAAAGAGAAGCUAAAGUUUACCAUAGCAGGUAAGACCGUUGUCUAUGAAGGUCGCCGGGAGAACCAAACGAAGGACCUCUUUGACAUCCUCGUAAAGAUGAAGGUUGACCAGUCUGUGGCGGUGCAGGCAUUCCGCGGCAACAUCGACGGCGCCGCGAGUUGGACAGAUGAAAGCAUCUGCCAACAGUUCAGCGAUGCCCAGCGUGCCUAUGCGGAGAAGAAGAAGCGGAAGGAGGCCGACGCCACGGCCGAGCAGCCGGCAUCGCCGAAGAAGCAGGUGGAGAAGCCACAGAAUAUAACACUGAGCUUUCAGGGGAAGCAGUUCUCGUACGAGGGUCUCCCGAGCGGCAAACAGCAGGCCGUCGUGGAGCUGCUCCUCAGACAUGAUACGACGCGGGAGGUGGGAGUGGAGGCGUUCCGCAAGAACCUGCCGAACAGCACCGCCACCGACGAUGAGAUAUGGGCGAUAGUGGUGGCGGCAAAGGAGGCCAAGGCGGCACGCAAGGCGGCAAAGAAGAAAGACACAGCCGCAGGGGAAGUUCAGAGCCCGAAGACACAAUCGCCACAGCAAAAGGACGAAUCGAAAAUGCCGAAGAGUUCCACCGGCGCCGUCGGUGGCGUUGAUGCAAUCGACGAGAUAACAGGCAUGUCGGUGGCGGAGCGCGAUUCCCUCAGCAACUUCAUCAAGCAGGUGCUCGAGCAGCCGCAGAUUGACCUCACAGCGCGCCUGCGUGACGAUCCGAGCGCAUUCGCCUCAGGCACCUCGGCAGCGCGGAGCCCCGGAAUCUCUGGGCCUGGUGGUGCCUACGGCGACGACGACACAUCACUGGGGACAACACGCACGAUACGCGGAAAGGUGGCCAUCUACUGCCAGGAGGGGAACUGCACGACAAACAAGGUGCUGUAUAUCACCCCCGCUACCACCUUCGAGGAAUUCAGUGGGAUGGUGGAGAAGAAGUACGGCCGAAAAAUGGCUAUGUCCUUCUACGAGGGAGAAGAUGUAAUUGAUAUGGACGAUGAUGACGUGUUCUGUAUGUUUCUUGAGAUGAGCCAGAACAUUUCACAGGAGGGAAAGCGCAUGAAGCUCAUCUGCGCCCCGUUGGAGUCCCGUAAAAGAGCGAUGGACGACAAGAUUACAGACGCGAAGGAUGGCAACGACUACAGGGCGAAGGCUUUUUCAAAUGGCAAGCUUGAAGUGCGGGAGGAACGGACAUUUACUGCUCACACCUCUGCUGUCUACUGCUGCUCCUUUUCUCCCAAGGGGGACCGGUUCUGCACCGCCAGCCGUGACCGCUCCGUGCGGCUGUGGAACACCGCAACAGGUAGCUGCUCUGUCAUGAAGGGGGGUCACAACGGCUUCGUAUUGUCGUGCGACUUCUCUCCACGGGGGAAUCGCAUUGUGUCAUCAUCUGACGACCGUACAAUUAAGAUAUGGAACACGACUACCUGCUCCAAGGUGUCCACUCUGAAGGGGCAUGACGACAAGGUCUACUGCGUGCAGUACAACACCACUGGAGACUACAUUGUCUCCGGCUCCUGCGACCACACGGUGCGGGUGUGGAACGCUGAUACCGGAUCCAAGAUGGUUACACUGCGGAGUCACACCCUUGCCGUCUUCUCGUGUGGAUUCAGCAACACCGACGCGGGUAAGUACGUCGUCUCUGGUGGUGAUGACCGCAUGAUCAAGGUGUGGGACUGGAUGAAAGACGAGGAAUUCCGCUCCUUAUCGGGUCACACGGACACCGUCUGGUCCUGCGCGUUUUCACACGAUGACAGACGUAUUGUGACGGCCUCGAUGAACCACGAGUUGAAGGUGUGGGACUGGAAAAGCAGCAACUGCAUUCUCUCGUGGAAGGGCCACCAAGUGCCCAUUCAUCAAGCCAUAUUCUCCGCCGAUGACAAAUACAUCUUCUCCUGUGCCAGGGACUGGACCGUCAUGGUGUGGGGCGCCGAAACAGGGGAGCAUUACGAGACGAUCCCCGGGCACCACAGCACCGUGUACCACAUGGACGUCACGGGCAAUAAGCUGCUGACCUCCUCCCUCGACGACACACUCAAGCUGUGGACAAUUACGGCAAAGGACUGA